Molecule: messenger RNA, 3736 nt
Organism: Brassica rapa (field mustard)
Lineage: Eukaryota; Viridiplantae; Streptophyta; Magnoliopsida; Brassicales; Brassicaceae
Product: probable galactinol--sucrose galactosyltransferase 6
Source: RefSeq, a predicted model, not a curated record
CUGUCUGAACAAAUCAUACGUUGCAAGCGAAUCAUGCAACGCCGAAUAUUUCAUUUUCUGUAUUUAUUGUAUAUUUACAUCAGUUGCAAACAAAGAAACAACAUAAACAUCAAUUAUUAAUUUUCGUGUAUCUCUCUCUCUCUUUUAAUUUAAAAGAAUGACAUUAUCUUAUUCCUGAAAAAACUAUGGAACUUUGUGGGCACAUGCGGCUGCACAAGUUCACAACAUCGAGAUCUGUUGAAGCAAGUUGAACCGCGGAGAUAAUGGAGCCACUUGUAUAGAGUUUCUGUCAAUUGCACUUUACGAUCUUAUUAAUAUACUACAUUUCGUGGCUUUACAUAAAUAGAAAAGAGUAGAAAUAAAAAAAGAGAUUGGCUUAUUUAAGACAUUAUCACAAAUACUUUUCAACAAUCUCGAUUGAUGAUAGUUAAAGAUGCCAAUCUCAUUUCUUACAAAAUGUUAAAUGCUUAAAUACAUUAACAUUCCAACAAGUGACAAGUAAAGCUCCCUCUCUUUUUUAGUUUUUUCGUUGAAGAAAAAUUAUAUCUUGAGAUAAUAUCGAUCAUCCGCUGACACGAUGACACGUGAUGCGGUCGUGCGAAAAUAUCUAUAGAUCCUUAAAAAUUCUCUACGUCUCCGAGUAUGGUCAACACGCCGACCAGUGGAACGUGUUUUAACCCGAUGAGUUUUACAGCAUAGAUCCUACGUGGCAACCUCAUCCUUCCUUUUUAACUUGUCAACGGCCAAAUCUUUACUAUUCUUCUUACAGAACCAAAGAAUGAGAUGCACCGUACCACUUACGCAACACAUGAGACAUGACCCAACCCGUAUGCGACCGAAUCUUCUUAAACAUGAAAAAUUAGAAAUCACCUAAAAUAUUAUGCGUAAAGAUACAAUACCGAUUAUAUAAUAGAAAAAAUCAAACACAAUUAAUAUAAUCUCUUAAUAGGGAGAUUAUAUUAACGCCAAUAAUCUCUUAAUAUAAAGAGAUCACCAAUACAAUUAAAUAUAAAAUUUUAAAAAACAUAAAAAGAAGGUUCUAUAUCUCCAAACUCCAAUAAACUAAAAUAAAACAACAAAUUAAAAUACGGUGGAAUAGGAUAAAAUAGUUAAAGACUCCGAGAAACUUGUAAAAAAAAAAAAAACUUUGCAGCAACAAGAAAAAUAAAACAAAAAAAAUGGCGUCACAGGGGUGUUUCAAUGGAACUCAGGGUAUAAAAAGGGUUCAUCCUCUGUUUCACUCUUUCACAUAUCGAUUAUCUUCUCUUCCAUUGAUAACGAAACCUCAAGCUCUCAUUCUCUCAUCACAGCUUCGUCUCUUCCCUUCCUCCUCCUCUUCUUCUGGUAUUGCAUCUUUUCAUCAAGCCUCUUCAUACAAGAGAAGCCGAGAAGUCUCUCCUAGGUACAGAGAAAAAGAAGAGAUGACGAUUAAACCGGCGGUUUGUAUUUCCAAUGGAAAUCUAAUCAUCAAAAACCGGACGGUCCUAACCGGUUUACCAGACAAUGUCAUCACCACGUCAUCCUCCGAGGCCGGACCGGUCGAAGGAGUUUUCAUCGGAGCUGUAUUCGACAAGGAAGAGAGUAACCACAUCGUACCGAUCGGUUCACUUCACGAAUCCCGGUUCAUGGCUUGUUUCCGGUUUAAGCUCUGGUGGAUGGCCCAGAGAAUGGGCGAACUCGGCCGUGACAUUCCUCUAGAGACUCAGUUCCUAUUGGUCGAAUCCAACGACGGGUCCCACCUGGAGACUAACCAGAAGCUUUACACCGUUUUCUUGCCGUUAGUCGAAGGCUCGUUCCGUUCGUGUCUUCAAGGAAACGUUAACGAUGACGUGGAACUCUGUUUGGAGAGCGGAGACGUGGACAUCAAAACGUCGUCGUUUACUCACUCUUUGUAUAUUCACGCCGGCACGGAUCCGUUUAAAACGAUAACGGACGCUAUACACUCCGUUAAGUUGCACCUCAAGAGUUUCCGUCAACGUCACGAGAAGAAGCUUCCGGGGAUCGUUGACUACUUCGGGUGGUGCACGUGGGACGCGUUUUACCAAGAGGUGACUCAAGAAGGCGUGGAAGCUGGGCUACAGUCUCUAACCUCCGGCGACACGCCGCCGAAGUUCGUGAUCAUCGACGACGGUUGGCAAACCGUGGAGAACGAUGUGAACUCGGUUGAGAACAAACCGGUUUUCCGGUUAACCGGGGUCAAGGAGAACGCCAAGUUCAAGAACAAGGAUGAAGGAAUCAAGAACAUUGUUGAUAUAGCUAAAGAGAAGUACGGUCUUAAAUAUGUUUACGUGUGGCAUGCUAUCACGGGUUACUGGGGCGGGGUGCGACCCGGGGAGGAAUACGGGUCUUCCAUGAAGUAUCCGGUUGUGUCAAAAGGCGUGGUGGAGAACGAACCAACGUGGAAGACCGAUGCUAUGGCGGUUCAAGGGUUGGGUUUGGUUAACCCGAAGAAUGUGUAUAGAUUUUAUAACGAGCUUCAUAGUUACUUGGCUGAUGCUGGCGUGGACGGUGUGAAAGUUGAUGUGCAGUGUAUAUUAGAGACUUUGGGAGGUGGUUUGGGCGGUCGAGUCGAGUUAACGAGUCAGUACCAUCAAGCUCUUGACUCUUCUGUUGCUAAGAAUUUUCCAGACAAUGGAUGCAUUGCUUGUAUGAGCCAUAAUACGGAUGCUCUCUACUGCUCGAAGCAAGCAGCUGUGAUUAGAGCGUCAGAUGAUUUCUACCCACGUGAUCCGGUGUCUCAUACAAUACACAUUGCCUCGGUUGCGUACAAUAGUGUGUUCUUGGGAGAGUUUAUGGUGCCUGACUGGGAUAUGUUUCAUUCGGUGCACCCUGCUGCGGAGUACCAUGCCUCUGCUAGGGCCAUUAGUGGUGGACCUAUCUAUGUUAGUGAUGCUCCUGGGAAGCACAACUUUGAUCUUCUAAGAAAGCUUGUGUUGCCUGAUGGAUCGAUUCUCCGUGCUCGAUUGCCUGGUAGACCAACACAAGAUUGUUUAUUCGCCGAUCCUGCCCGGGAUGGUGUCAGCUUGCUAAAGAUAUGGAACAUGAACAAAUACACUGGAGUCCUUGGUGUGUACAACUGCCAAGGAGCAGCAUGGAGUAGCACAGAAAGGAAAAAUAUCUUCCACCAGACACAAACUGAUUGCAUCACUGGCUCCAUUCGUGGUCGUGAUGUUCAUUUGAUAUCCGAGGCCUCUACUGAUCCAAAGGCCUGGAACGGAGACUGUGCUGUUUACUCUCAAAGCAGAGGUGAACUCAGCGUUAUGCCAUACAAUGUGUCUCUACCGAUCUCACUGAAGAUACGUGAGCAUGAGAUCUUCACUGUGAGCCCCAUUAGUCAUCUGGCUACUGAUGGUGGUGUCUCAUUUGCUCCACUUGGUCUUGUAAACAUGUAUAAUUCUGGAGGAGCUAUUGAAGGACUUAAAUAUGACGCUGAGAAGAUGAAAGUGGUAAUGGAAGUCAAAGGGUGUGGUAAAUUUGGAGCUUACUCAUCAGUGAAGCCUAAGAGAUGCGUUGUUGAGUCAAAUGAAGUUGGAUUUGAGUAUGAUGCCUCCUCUGGUUUGGUCACUUUUGAGUUGGAAAAGAUGCCUUCAGAGACCAAACGAUUACAUGCCAUGGAAAUUGAGAUAUGAUUUGAUGAAUUACAAUUUGAUGUAAUAACACGGUUAUUACAAUUUCUUUCCAUGUGAUACAAACAAAGUAAUAAUAAUAUUUUUUUAAUUCAAAAAAAUUACAAAUA